This is a messenger RNA of Magallana angulata, 4358 nucleotides long. RefSeq lists its product as uncharacterized. Gene Ontology annotation, molecular function: lipid binding. The coding region runs from base 98 to 3466 and encodes 1122 amino acids. Lineage: Eukaryota; Metazoa; Mollusca; Bivalvia; Ostreida; Ostreidae. The record is from RefSeq and is a predicted model, not a curated record. The transcript is spliced from 32 exons.
UUUCGCAACCAACAACAGAUCAGAGUAACAGUUGACCUGCAGACAAUGAGACGACUAUACGGUUACUGAGUGAUAUACUGUCGUGUGCUUUGUAAAUAUGGCAACAACGCCACAGAUCCAAAAAGAUUUUUUUAAAGAAGCUGAGAAAAGUGGCUAUGCAAAUACAAUUUCUCAGUUAUUAGGGAUAUAUUUCCUGGUGGUGUUAGCAAUUUCAACAGCAUGGGUUUUGGGAACUUUUCAAAUGGCAUUUUAUUGGACAUUUCUUCUUUCUGGGAUUAUCUUUGUUAUAUGGAGGACAAAGUUAAGACAAAUACUGAGAAAUAAAAUUUUUGCAGUCGAAUGUCUUAUCCAUAGGAAACGAGCACUGCGACAGAAUGAAUCAAGUGAAUGGUUAAAUUUCAUUUUGAAUAGAUGGUGGGUUUUUGCAUCCAAUAGUAUCCAAGAUAUUGUGAAGAAGCACAUUGAUGAACGUUUGGUUUCUGUCAAACCAGGAUUUAUUUCCCAGUUGCAGCUGUCUACUUUCACUUUUGGAGAGACCACUCCCACCAUCCAGCACAUCAAGGCCUUUGAGUUGACAGAUGGCCCUCCCUUUGGUCGACGCCCCAUUGCCUGGAGCUCCAUCUGGAGCCCACCCCAGGGGCUGGAGAACAUGUCCUCCUAUCAGGUGGUUCUGGAGCUUGAUAUGCAGUCUAACUUGGAGGAUUUCCUCAUGGUCUUUCUGGCCAAAGUUGGCAGUGGAAGGGCUGGGCUGAAUUUUGACGUUGCCGUGGAAGGCUUGUCCGUCACCGGGAAUCUGCAGCUGAUUUGUCAUAUGUCCAUGGAUGUCCCAUUCCCUCAUGUGUCCAAAGUCACGGUCUCAUUCACAGAAAAGCCAGAUGUUUGGUUUAACGUCAAAGUUUUGAAAUCAUUACAAAUUAUGGAGGUUCCAUUACUAAAAUCAUGGAUUCAAGCAAACAUUGAUGAUGGCAUCACUAAAGCAUUGGUGGACCCAGGAAAAAUUGAUAUUCCAAUUGUAAGAUAUGCUGGACCUUUGAAACAGAGGGUAGCAUCAAAGUCCAAACAAAAUAAGCUUGCACAAGGGGUUUUGACCAUUACUAUUAAAGGCAAGGCUUUCCAAAGUGAAGGAGACAAAAUCCUUGAUAAGAGUGCCGUGCUGUACACCAUGCUGCGGGUCGGGGACAGGAAGAGACAGACCCCUGAUCAUCUGUGUACAGAGGACUGGGCCGACACCAGCUCUUUCUUUGUCUACAACAUCACCAAGGACAAAUUAGUGAUCAAACAUAAGUGCAGACGCCUGCUCUCCAAUGUCACUCAGGACCAACAUAACCUUGAACUGUCCUCUUUCCCUCUUGAAGUCAAACCAGUAGCCACCACGACCUUAGAGAAUAAGGAUGGGAGUCAGGUGGAGGUCAAGAUGAGGUACACUAAGUUACCCCCUGUCUGUCUGGACCCAGGGGCAGAUACAGAGGCCGUGGACAACCCAGAAGUGGCUGGUGUGAUCUAUGUGUGUGUACAUAGUGCUACUAAAGUGAUUGCCUCUGACUAUGGAGGCCUCUCUGAUCCCUAUUGUGUGGUCUUCUCAGACAGAAGAAGGGUUUUGACAACACCCUACAUUAUGAAAACUUUGAACCCAGUAUGGGAGUCCACUGUUGAAUUCUUUGUACAAGAUUAUACCAAGUCGCCAUUAUCCUUCUAUGUGUAUGACUGGGAUGGGUCCAAUGUUAUUGAUGAUGAUUUUCUGGGAGCAGCUCAUUUUUGUUUCAAAGAGGACCAGCAUCUGAUGAUUAAGGAGAACUUGUUGCUUGGUCACCAUGACGCCUCCAAGGGCUUCGUUCAGAGUGCAGACUAUGGCUAUUUGACUGUGUCUGUCACGUUUAGACCAGUGUCAUCUGUCCGAAAAUCAGAGAAGUUGCGCAUUGCUAGUAUUGGGGGUGGACCAUCAGAGUAUCUGUACCAAGAAGAUCUUGUAUCACCCUCAACAAAGAUGAAUCCUCCAAAGUCACCAACUCGCCUCUCUGUGAGUGAACUCACUAGUGAUCUCGAGCAGAGUGGUGGUGGUUCCCGCGGUGACUCCGCCUUGAAUUCAGCAUCUGUCAAUGGCGGAAAUAUUGAAGAUAAGACAUUAGUGGACCUGACCAUUCUACAAGCAAAAGACCUGAUGUCUGCAGAUCGCAACGGACUGAGCGACCCCUAUUGUGUUGUUCUGAUGGGAAGUAAAAAGGUUUUUAAAACUGCUGUCAAGAAAAACACUUUGUUUCCAAAGUGGAACGAAAGUACAUCCUUCUUAGUUCAGGAGGACAGUCAUCUAAUGGAAAUUUUUGUGUAUGACAAAGACAUGAUUUCCAAAGACUUCCUGGGAAAAGUUAUCUUAACUCUGGAUAAAUUAAAAGAAAUUUCUCAUAAGGGCACAGCAGAAUGGAUUCCUCUACAGAGGGCAAAAUCUGGACAGAUCCAAAUCAAAUGCACCGUCACUUGUACCAGCUCUGAAGAACAAGGAAAGAAAUCUCGCUCUGUAAGACGGAAUAGUCAUCGGAGUUCUGUAAAGAACAAUGACGUCUUUUUGCCCGUGGUAGAUGCUGUUCAUGAAUCUGAGGAAGGUGAAAGGGAGCCCAACCCGCUACCCCCGGACAGUGUGAACGGAAACUCACCCAAAUCUUCAGACGAUGGACAGAUCUCCCCCAUAAAGGAGGAAACGCCUCUCAAUACCUCCAACAGAGAAAUGAUACCAGAAAAGGUUCAGCCAGUGACCUUGACCCCGCCAAUAAGCCAGCUCCCUCUGGUGUCUGAGGUCAGGUUAAGAAGGUCUGUCUCUGAUGUCAAUGUCAAUAGAAAGCCAGACAAACAGACCAAAAGCUAUGCAGGCCUGCCCCCAGCUGGAACUUUAAAACACACAAACUCAAGCAACUCCAUAUCAGCUCUUAACCAGGGAGACACAGAUUCAAUUGUUUUAAGUGAAAGUUCACCAGAAAUGGAUGAGAAGAGCUCGAGCAUCAUGGGUCAUGAGAAGCUGUACAGUGUCUCUGGUAAGAUCCUGGAAGUGAGCGGACUCAAGCAGAGCUCAGGAAACAUCUACAUCAAAGUCCGCCUAGAAAGCCACAGUGAAAGACACAGCUCUGGACCUAGGCUGAGAUUUCUUUUCCAUGGCCGUGUGAUCGCCAAGUCCUAUUUGUUUCCCAUCAGUGCCUCUGCACUCAAUCAGCCAUUUGAGGUUGAUCGCGGAGCUGGAGUCAGCAUAAAUACACACAUUGCCUUCGAUAUCAAGAGUGAAAACAAGGAUCACCUGGCCCACAAAUCAUUUAGCUUAAAGGAAUUAUUCUCAGAUUAUGUGGAGGGAGGUGUGGAGAAAUGGCUGCAACUUUCAGAUAAUGCCGAGAUUAAAGUUUUCCUGACACAGGGAAAACCAAACCCACAACUGCUGAAGAAGAAACAUAGGGGGAUCGGGAAAUCAAGCCCCUUUGGGAAAUAAGAAUUUAUUUCAUUAAGAAUAUGUACAUGUAGAAAAUUUAUGGUGUGCCUGCAAUAGAUACCCACUGUCAUAUGAUGUCUGCACUUUACUAAUUACCCAUAGUGCAAUUCGUAAAUUUUGUUUUCCUUUGUGUGUUCAUGGCCAACACAGCCUUUUAAACCUCCUUUGUUGCUAGUUCAAAAAAGUUCUAAUGUAAAAUGAUAGGAUUUAAUUUAAAUGUUGUCAUUGCACUGGUUUUUCUUUUUAUGUGGGAAGCACGCAUUUUCAAAAUUUAUAUAUUUAUAUUCAUAGAUUUAUAUAUUGCAUAAUAAUGUUUAGUCAUAUUAUCUUAUGGUAAUGAAGUCUGAUUUAGUGUUCAUAAUUUAAAGUUUUACAAGGAUUAUCUUUGAUAACAAGUUUUGUUUCAAUUUGUUGUUGUUGCAUUUUACCAUAUCGUAAUAAGUAUUGAUCAUUGUGCUCUUUACAAAUAUAUAAAAACUAAUUUAAUUUCAAAUGUUCCAUUGGUUACAGAAAUAGUUCUUGUGGAUGAAAAGUUAACUCCCUUUACUAGGUAGCUUCCUCAGACAUCAAGUUGCCACUUGUCAGUAGUGCUUUAAGUUUUGCAUAAUGCAGCUAUAUAGAUGUGGCUUAAAGACGGAAGCCUUGUUCAUAAGAUCUUUCAUAGGAUAAUUUCAUCUGAUGCAUUGUUAUCUGUGAUAUAUUUGAGAGUCUAUUUUUCUGAUAUGAAUUUUUCAUGUACAUGUAUUUACUUGAUGCAAAUAUUUUUGCACAUGUACUUAAUUUUUUUUCCACUGGAGAGACAGGUUUUGCAAUUAUACUGUUAAAAAUGCAAUGUGCACAUCUGCUGUUCAUUAAACUGCAUGACCAGAAAAUGCUCUUUUUUUGGGGGGGG